AUGAUGGAGGCGUCAAAAUGGGCCCUACACAAGUACCUGCUUCCAUUUCUUGUCAUUUUGCUCACCUGGGGCGAUGGGAAGUCCUGGGUAAGCUGCUUCAGCAGAGAGGGCCAUGAGGCGAUUGGAAUGGUUGCCAUGUCGGGGUUAAAGAGCGAGCAGCUGUACGAACUGAAGAAAUUAUUGAGCGGAAAGGACAUAGUAGACAUUGGAAAAUGGGGACACCUAGUCCAUGAGAAAAUAAAAGGAGCGGAGUCGAUGCAUUUCAAUUUACAAAACGGCGACUGCAAGAGGGCCGUCUUCAAGUGCGAAGAUGAAAAUGGCCUCUGCCUGAUCAACUCGAUAAAGCACUUUUACGGGAGGUUGGCUGGCAGUCACUCGGGGGAGCCAACCGGUCAACCAAGUGAACAAUUAACUGAACAAACAACUGGUCAACCAACCGAUCAGGCAAAUGAAGAGCACGCGUCAAAGUCUGCCGUCCCCGGGGUGAAGGACGUCCCCUUCAAGUACCCCAAAAACAUCGCCUUCACAGACGCAGACGCACUAAAGUACCUGGUCUCCCUCAUCGCGGACAUGCACCAGCCAUUAAGAAUAGCAUACCGAUACGACAACGGAGGGAAGGACAUUAAAGUCAUUCACCACGAUGACUACAAAACGGUGAAAACCACUUUGUUCGAUUAUAUGGAGAGCGAGCUAAUCAACAAAAUGAUGAAAAAGUACCAGUCAGCAUGGUAUGGAGGGUGGACACAUGUAAAUAGACUAUUUGACGAACAUAAAAAGGAUGAAAAAUUAUUUAGUGAGAAAGGAAUUCAUGCGAUUGAUAUCUGGGGAGAGCAAAUUGUAAAUGAGUUCUGUUCCGAGUUUUACCUGAACAGCUAUGUAACAAAUUUUAUGGUUGGGAAAAAGGAUGAGUUGCAUUUUGAUACAUCCAAGGAGAUCGAAAUAACGUACGACUUGGAGUUCCACUUGGAGAGACUUCUUAAAGUUAAUAUUUUGAGGGCCGGCUCUCGCAUAGCCAUCCUGCUCAACAGUCUCUUCGCAAAUAGGAAGUUUUCCAGCCUGAGGAAGAAGUCCGAGUUUGAUAGAGUCGAGUACGAGCAGCUGGAAAGGAACAAAACAGCCUCCGUUUAUAAAAAAAAUGCCGUAUUUAUAAAUUUGGCGAUCAUUUUUCUAGUGUUGGCAGUGAUAUUCUACUACAACUUCAUUUUUAGCAGAAAAAAUAAAAUGUACUUCCCAAGCAAGGCAGAAGAAGUCGAGUUGCAGGCUAAGUGCAAUUGA
Messenger RNA from Plasmodium coatneyi, 1275 nucleotides. RefSeq names its product S1/p1nuclease. The transcript has 3 exons. Gene Ontology annotation, molecular function: endonuclease activity; nucleic acid binding. NCBI's taxonomy places the organism in Eukaryota, Apicomplexa, Aconoidasida, Haemosporida, Plasmodiidae. Gene Ontology annotation, biological process: DNA catabolic process. The record is from RefSeq and is a predicted model, not a curated record. Bases 1 to 1275 code for a protein of 424 amino acids.